This is a messenger RNA of Drosophila arizonae, 1461 nucleotides long. It is a transcript of the gene Reg-5, whose product is annotated as Rhythmically expressed gene 5. Lineage: Eukaryota; Metazoa; Arthropoda; Insecta; Diptera; Drosophilidae. The record is from RefSeq and is a predicted model, not a curated record.
AUUCAUUUGAAGACGAGUCGUUGUUACGAACGCAUCGUUCACGCGUUUCAUUUAAUUGUGUUUGUCAGUGCUAGUGAGGAAUUUCAACUGUGGGUGUGAAAUGUCAGACGAGCUUUUUGCCUUAUGAACUGGAAGAGAAACACGAUUUGAAUGCAAACAAACAAACAAACCGACACAAAACGAAAUUAGUAAAGCUUGUUGUACAAUUUAGUUUAAUUAAGUGCGAAAACAAAGAUAUUGGGAGCAAAGAAAGUUUUCUUUUAAAACCUCGUCAAAAUAGAAAGUCUGGCAACGCGGAUUACACAAACAACGCGAGCAGCAGAGCUAACGGUGUGCAAUUGACACAGCUGACCGCUUGGGAUCAAAGGCAAGCAGGCAACCUUUGCCAUAGCGAAUAAACAACAACAACUACAAUGAUGAUGGCGAUGAGUGGUACCAGACUGAUUUUGGUCAGCUGCCUGCUUAGCGCAAUAGCCGUCGAAAUGGGCGCUGCCUCGGCCAUUCCCAUUUGGGAGUUUUUGUCGCGUAACGAAAAGAUGUCUUACUUGUACUCGACGUUCGCGCAGCUGGUUAGCGUGCACUGCAAGACGACGGUGGGCGGCGGAUUACCUGUAAAUCAGUGCAAGCACAAUUUGCUCGGCUAUGGCUAUGAGAAAUUGCAGACAUUCUCUGAUGGGCAACUGGAGGCGCUCGAUCCGUACCAGCGCGAUGCGAAUGAGCUGAUCUGGGCAUCGAUUAUGCGGGAUCAUCCCAGUGCUCAGCUGAUAACGACACGCAAGCCACAGCCAAUUCCAACGCCGCCCGCCUCCUCACUGAUCAUACUCUCACACCGGCAGCCGGCACAGAAUCCGCUCUUCGAGAGCAGCGCCGGCAGCAGCAGCGAGCAUAAGCACAAGUAUGCCAUGGAUAUGGAUAUGGCCUAUGGCUAUGGCGGGGAGCAGCCGUCUGGAGCAGCAAGUGAACUGCCCGUUGCCGCCGCCUUGACGGCUGAGCCGCCCCAAAGGUAUCUGAGUGGGCCACUGGUGAUGCGCCUGCGACCCGAUGGCACGCCCGUCGAGGAGGAUAAGCAUCGUCCACUGCCACGUGACGAUGAUCUGGAAACGUAUCGCAUGGCCAACAACAGCAACCUGCCCAGGCCAAACAGACAUCGCAAGAUCGCCACCAUCAGCGCACUCAAGCAGCAACACUUUGCGGCCAUUGCUCUGCAGCGCGAGCUGCAGCCACCGCAUCCCCAACAGGUGCGGCGACAGUUCCGCCAGGCACAGGUGAGCCCCGGCUACUACUACAGCAAGGGGCAGGCGUAAAUGUGGCAAAGCGUUUUCUCUUAAACAUGUACUAGAUCGUAGCUAAUCCUAAGACAUAAUAUGAUUGAGUGUGUCCGGGUGUCUGAAAGAGUUAUGAAUGUGAUAUAUAUAUUAUAUACGAGGGUGGUCCAAAAAAUCGUUCACCUUAAUACGAAGA